This is a messenger RNA of Lampris incognitus (smalleye Pacific opah), 4757 nucleotides long. RefSeq names its product probable phospholipid-transporting ATPase IM. Gene Ontology annotation, cellular component: plasma membrane. The coding region runs from base 543 to 4133 and encodes 1196 amino acids. The transcript is spliced from 28 exons. Gene Ontology annotation, molecular function: magnesium ion binding; ATP hydrolysis activity; ATPase-coupled intramembrane lipid carrier activity. The record is from RefSeq and is a predicted model, not a curated record. Lineage: Eukaryota; Metazoa; Chordata; Actinopteri; Lampriformes; Lampridae. Gene Ontology annotation, biological process: phospholipid translocation; Golgi organization.
CUCCAGCCUGUCUCUCCAUCCCGGUCCAAAGAUCGCUGCUGUGUGUUUGCUCAAGUUAGACAAAGUGUGUGUGUGUGUGUGUGGGGGGGGGUGAAUAUCCUUCUCUUCCUGUAUUAGCUGGAGACGUGUGCUGUGGGUCUCUCUCGACAGUACACCUGCCUCAAGUCUUUACCUGCAUCUCAACUUGUCUGUCAUCCACCCAGAGGGCCCCCCCGAUACGGAGCCCAUCUGCCCGGGACGGAGGUAUUUCCAGACACCGGUGCCCAUCGAGUCUCCGUGUCCCUGUGAGAGGGAGAAACCUGCUACGCCGCCUGGAUUCACUUCACCUGAGAGGACGGGUGUGGACUACAAAAAAAUAGAAACAAAAGGAGGAAGUGUAGGCGUUUUCCCAUAUUUCCGUGCGUGGUUGGGUCUGACCUGCCUGGUGUGAGUGUGUGUGUGUGUGUACACUUCACCUGAAGGGCGUAGAAGGACUCGGGGAACAGCAUUUCUGUUUGAGACCUUCAGAUCUCUACGUGUGGUAUGGGAGCACGGAGCUGAAGAUGGCCUUGAUACCCUCGUACGUCAGCCAGCUGUGUGGGAAAGAGAAAGUACAAGAGGAAGAGAGACACCUCUGGGCCAACGACAGACCUUUCAACCUGUCUUAUCAGUACGCUAAUAAUGCCAUUAAGACCUCCAAAUACAACAUCUUCACCUUCCUGCCCCUCAACCUGUUCGAGCAGUUCCAGAGGCUGGCCAACGCCUACUUCCUGUUCCUCCUCAUCCUGCAGCUCAUCCCAGAAAUCUCCUCUCUCUCCUGGUUCACAACGGUGGUCCCUCUACUUCUCGUACUGUCCAUGACUGCAGUCAAAGAUGCAAGUGAUGAUAUUAACAGACACAAAAGUGACAAGCGGGUGAAUAACCGUAAGGUGGACGUCCUCAUUGAUGGACAACUGAGAAGUGAAAAAUGGAUGAACGUUCAAGUUGGAGACAUCAUCAAGCUGGAGAACAACCAGUUUGUCACGGCUGAUCUUCUGCUGUUGUCCAGUAGUGAACCGCUCAACCUGGUGUACAUAGAAACAGCUGAACUGGAUGGAGAGACCAACCUGAAGGUGAAACAGGCUCUGACUGUAACCGGAGAGAUGGGCGACAGCACUGAGGCACUUGCUCAGUUUAAUGGUGAGGUGCAUUGUGAGCCUCCAAACAACCGUCUGGACAAGUUCAAGGGUAACCUUACUGUGAAUGGUCAAAUGUACGCUCUGGACAAUGACAAGGUGCUGCUAAGAGGAUGUACUCUGAGGAACACCGAGUGGUGCUUCGGUCUCGUCAUCUUUGGAGGUCCCGACACGAAACUCAUGCAGAACUCAGGAAAGACAACUUUCAAACGGACCAGCAUUGAUCAUCUUAUGAAUGUGCUUGUGCUGUGUAUCUUUGGGUUCCUGGGUUGUAUGUGCUCCAUCUUGGCGGUCGGUAACGCCAUCUGGGAAGUGAGGGAAGGUUCAGUGUUCACUGUCUUUCUCCCCCGUCCCUCUGGAGCUAGCGCUUCAUUAUCAGCCUUCCUCACCUUUUGGUCCUAUGUGAUCAUCCUCAACACAGUGGUGCCCAUAUCCCUUUAUGUCAGUGUGGAGAUCAUCCGUCUGGGUAACAGCUUCUACAUAGACUGGGACAGGAAGAUGUACUACCCCAAGAACGACACACCAGCCCAGGCUAGGACCACAACCCUCAACGAGGAGCUGGGGCAGGUCAAGUACAUCUUCAGUGACAAGACCGGCACCCUGACCCAGAACAUCAUGACCUUCAACAAGUGCUCCAUCAACGGGAAGUCGUAUGGAGAGCUGUUUGACUUCUCGGGAGAAAGAGUGGAAAUAACAGAGAAGACCCAGAGAGUGGACUUCUCCUGGAACCAGCUGGCGGACCCAAAGUUUGUAUUUCAUGACCACAUCUUAGUGGAGACGGUGAGAAAAGGCAACCCGGAGGUGCAGGAUUUCUUCCGCUUGCUUGCUUUGUGCCACACCGUUAUGCCUGAGGAGAAGAAAGAAGGAGAGCUCUACUACCAGGCCCAGUCACCUGAUGAAGGGGCUCUGGUAACAGCAGCCAGAAACUUUGGGUUUGUGUUUCGGUCACGAACACCAGAGACCAUCGAGGUGAUGGAAAUGGGUAAACGCAUUACUUAUGAACUCCUGGCCGUUCUGGACUUCAACAACGUACGCAAGAGAAUGUCUGUCAUAGUCCGCAGCCCUGAGGGCAAGUUGACCCUUUACUGCAAAGGAGCUGACACAAUCAUUUACGAGAGACUGCACCCCUCCUGUGGUAAACUAAUGGCAGUUACCACUGGUCACCUCAACGAGUAUGCUGGUGAUGGCCUGCGUACGCUGGCACUGGCCUAUAAGGACUUGGAUGAGAGCUAUAUGAAGGAGUGGACACAGCGACAUCAUGACGCCAGCACUGCCUUGGAAGGACGAGAGGAGAGACUGGAUGAGCUUUAUGAGGAGAUAGAGAAAGACCUGAUGCUGUCGGGAGCCACAGCUGUGGAGGACAAGCUACAGGACGGGGUGCCACAGACCAUAGAGCAGCUAGCUAAAGCUGAUGUUAAGAUCUGGGUGCUAACUGGAGAUAAGCAAGAGACUGCAGAAAAUAUUGGCUAUGCCUGCAACAUGCUGAGAGAGGAGAUGAAAGAGAUUUUCAUAGUUGCUGCCAACACUUCCGAGGGUGUGAAAGAGGAGCUUCGGAAUGCCAGAAUGAAGAUAUGCCCAGAUGCAAGAGAGGAGCCGGUGGUGGUCAAGGAUCGUGCUGGCCUGUUUUGGCGUCUGAAAACAGAGACUGUGGAGGAUGAGAAGGUGGAUGGAGAGUAUGGUCUGGUCAUAAAUGGACACAGUUUGGCCUAUGCCCUGGAAGAGGACUUGCACCUGGAGUUGUUGAGGACAGCGUGUAUGUGUCAAACGGUGAUUUGCUGCAGGGUCACUCCUCUGCAGAAGGCCCAGGUGGUUGAGCUGGUCAAGAAGUAUAAGCAGGCUGUCACUCUGGCCAUCGGCGAUGGCGCCAAUGACGUAAGCAUGAUCAAAGCGGCUCACAUUGGUGUGGGUAUCAGCGGGCAGGAGGGCAUGCAGGCAGUGCUCUCCAGUGACUACUCCUUUGCCCAGUUCCGCUAUCUACAGCGCCUCCUGCUGGUGCAUGGCCGCUGGUCCUACCUCCGCAUGUGCAAGUUUCUGUGCUAUUUCUUCUUCAAGAACUUCACCUUCACCUUUGUUCACUUCUGGUAUGCCUUCUUCUGCGGCUUCUCUGCACAGACUGUGUACGAUGAGUGGUUCAUCACCUUGUACAACCUGGUCUACACAGCGCUCCCCGUCCUUGGAAUGAGUCUCUUUGACCAGGACGUGAACGACCGCUGGAGUUUCCAGUAUCCUCAGCUCUACGCUCCGGGCCAGCUGAACCUCUACUUCAGUAAAAAGGCUUUCGUCCUGUGCAUGCUGCACAGCUGCUACAGCUCACUCAUCCUCUUCUUCAUACCCUGGGCGGCCAUGCAUGACACGGUGCGAGACGAUGGAAGAGACAUCGUGGACUACCAGUCCUUCGCUUUACUGGCCCAGACGUGCCUGCUCGUCACUGUUAACAUACAGCUGUGCCUGGACACUCACUACUGGACGGCAGUGAACCAGUUCUUCGUGUGGGGCAGUCUGUCAGCUUACUUUGCCAUCACGUUCACCAUGUACAGUAACGGCAUGUUUCUCAUCUUCACCUCAUCCUUCCCCUUCAUCGGCACAGCCAGAAACUCUCUGAACCAGCCUAAUGUGUGGCUGACCAUCCUCCUCACAUCCAUCCUUUGUGCUCUUCCUGUGGUGGCGUUCCGCUUCACGCUCAUUCAGAUGUGGCCCACAAUUAAUGACAAGGUGAGGCACAAGGUGCGAAAAGAGGCUGUCCCAGCCCCGGCUCCUCGCCGGCCCCCUGCCAGGCGUAUCAGUACCCGUCGGUCAGGCUAUGCCUUCUCCCACGCCCAGGGUUAUGGUGAUCUGGUGACGUCUGGACGGUUCCUGCUGAAGCGGCCCCUGAAGAGCCGACUGGCCCUCUUCCCCCAGGCGGACUCCCCUUUGGCCCAGAACCAGCCCCAGCUCUACCGCACUAUCACAGAGGGCACCGAGGAGACGCAGAGCCCUUAGCAGCUGAUGGGGUAGCAUUUUGUGGAGGAGGUGUCCAUAGUCAGCACCAGGACUUAAGCAAUUAGGGACGUUGCUGAAGAAAACUCAGCAACGUCCAAAACGUGAUGGAAGAAGAAAGUUGUAUUUUAAAAAUACCCGAACAGAGCCCUAAACCGGUCAGGACGUGUUUGGUUCCUGGAUGGCGUCCCGGUCGACUCGUGAAAUGGAAUCCACUUUUGAUUCAAGGUUUUUGUACUGGAUGGAUGUUUGUGUGUUGAAAUGUUGAUCUCAGCAACAUGUAUGUUAUGAGUGUAAUGUCAGCGUUACACGUCUGAGCACUGUGACGGGUUUGAUUCUCCUCAUGCACACCUGAUUUUCAGUUUGUUCUCUUUUUUUGUGUUGAAGGAAUUUUUCAUUUUUCUGAAGGAAUGUUUCUCAGCCAUGAGCUGAUGUGAUGAAGCUAUGCAGUACUGCCAAAACCACAAGAUAUCCUGUAUGUCUGCUAACGUUGCUCAUGCCCACGUGAAGCAUCAGCGCUCAGGUGUCAUGUUGAAACAGGGAUCUUGUUGUUAGCUGAGGUCUGUGACAGACUCACUCUAUUGUUGUUUUGCAUAAUUGUUUUUCAUAAAUUAAUAUAAACGUUGC